CUCAGACUUCCUCCUUUACUUGGCUGGACACUACGCCACAUCCCGCCCGCCUUGGACUGUGUGGUGUCCGGCAGCGUCGCCUGCAUCAUGGGGGGCCUUGGACCCUCCAACAGGCUCCUGUCUCUCCUGACCGUGGGUGGUCUCAGCCUCGUUCAGGCCCACGCAGACUGCAGCUGCUCUUCGGUGAGCCCCAGCGUGCUGGCGGCGAUCGUGCUGGGGGACCUGUUGCUCACCCUCCUCGUCGCCCUGGCCGUGUACUCCCUGGGCCGGCUGGUCCCUCGGGGGCGAGGACCCACGGAGGCAGUGACCGGGAAACAGCGCAUCACUGAGACAGAGUCGCCUUAUCAGGAGCUCCAAGGCCAGAGGACAGAUGUCUACAGCAACCUCAACACACAGAGGCCAUAUUAAAAAUGAGCCCAAACCAGGGCAGUCAACAACCUGAUGCCUGGAUCCAAACAUUCCUGAUGCCUGCCCAGCACCCUAUUCCUACUCCAAGAUACAGCUCCAGAGUGUCCACAGUGAGACGUCAGACCUCUCCCCACUACUGCCCCCAAAUAAACAUGGAGCACACAAAUAAUGUUGAGUUAUUCCAG
Physeter macrocephalus (sperm whale) is the source of this 593-nucleotide messenger RNA. RefSeq names its product transmembrane immune signaling adaptor TYROBP (gene TYROBP). Gene Ontology annotation, molecular function: signaling receptor binding. The transcript has 5 exons. The record is from RefSeq and is a predicted model, not a curated record. Gene Ontology annotation, cellular component: cell surface. Bases 88 to 408 code for a protein of 106 amino acids. NCBI's taxonomy places the organism in Eukaryota, Metazoa, Chordata, Mammalia, Artiodactyla, Physeteridae. Gene Ontology annotation, biological process: microglial cell activation involved in immune response; neutrophil activation involved in immune response; negative regulation of transforming growth factor beta1 production.